Molecule: messenger RNA, 959 nt
Organism: Papilio machaon (common yellow swallowtail)
Lineage: Eukaryota; Metazoa; Arthropoda; Insecta; Lepidoptera; Papilionidae
Exons: 7
Coding region: 222-959 (245 amino acids)
Source: RefSeq, a predicted model, not a curated record
UCAAUUCAAAAAUAAUUCGAAAUUGGAAUAUACGAAAAAUUGAAUUGUUAGUACUUUUCGCGCCAACAGCGGCCAUUUUUGUUCUAUAUUCUACGGACCUCUCACUCAUCCAUAAAAGAGUGAUUGUUGACAAGCGUGAAUUGCGUCGCGUCGUAAUUCGUUCGGCAUUGUUAGUUAUCAAGAAUUUAAUUGGCGAACAAAUAAACUUGAUUCAACACAAGAUGUAUUUCGUUGUUUUUUGGAAUAAAACGUCUGCAAUCGUACCUGCAUCAUGGGUAGAUUCAGAAUCUCGAACUUUUAAGUGGCCGAAAACAAAAAAUCCUACCUUACUCAUUAUUCGAGCUGAUAACCCUAAAGAUAAUUGGAUCACUUAUAAUUAUGUUCGACUCUGCGGUCCAUUUGAGGCAUAUGACGAAGCGCGUGAUUUCGAAUUAGAUGCCCUAAAUCUGUCUACAAAUGAUGAUGAAGGUUUUGCUGCUAUUAAAACAAAUAAAAAAUUAGAAAUGGUAGAGAAAGGAAAAAGAAACUGCAAUAAACCUUUACGCUAUUGUGAUACAGAAGACGAAUCGACGCCUAUGCAAAAAAAAACUAAAAGUAGAAAAAGGAAAAUAUCAUCGUCAAGUUCUUCUGAAAAUGAGGAUAGCGGAACAAAUAAUAUACGAAUGCCACCUGCCACGUAUGUGAGCCAUAAGGAUCAGCAACCACCACCAACAUUUAAAACUCCUAUAGCAUCUCAUCAUAGUACUAGUGAAAAUCAAGUCAAGAGUUCACAUUCAACUUAUAAAUCUAUGACCUCUUUUGACAAUACCGAUGAGAAUAAUACUGAUAAUGAUUUAGUUGGGAUUCCGCCUGCAAGUUUUUCACAAGAUCCUGAUUCUUUUUGGAAGGAUGGUGCUCAGUCUCCUCGUUUAAAUAAUGACACCGACGGUAUUGAUAAGAAGUAUCAAGAAAUCCAGUAA